This is a messenger RNA of Alnus glutinosa, 1093 nucleotides long. Its product is annotated as receptor-like protein 44. Bases 116 to 925 code for a protein of 269 amino acids. Gene Ontology annotation, molecular function: protein binding. NCBI's taxonomy places the organism in Eukaryota, Viridiplantae, Streptophyta, Magnoliopsida, Fagales, Betulaceae. The transcript has a single exon. The record is from RefSeq and is a predicted model, not a curated record.
CCCCCGUCUCUCUCCCUCCCUUCCUCCCUCUCGCAACUCGCAACAGUCCCCAGAAGGAGAGAACCCCAAAGUCCAAAGCUUGGAAGCAAAAAGAAGAAGAGAAGGAGAAAAUUAGAUGAUGAUGAGCCUCUUGACUCACCUCCUUCUCCUUCCUCUUCUCCUCCCGGGUUGUUUGUCAGAUCCGAGCGACGAGCUGUGCCUGACCCACCUGAGCGAGUCCCUGGAGGACCCGGCGAAGUCGCUCCAGAACUGGACCAAGUCCACUUUCGCCAACCCAUGCUCCGGAUUCACCUCCUACCUGCAAGGCGCCACCUGCAACAAUGGCCGCAUCUACAAGCUCUCCCUCACCAACCUCUUUCUCCGCGGCUCCCUCUCCCCCUUCCUCUCCAACUGCACCAACCUCCAGGCCCUUGACCUCUCCUCCAACUUCCUCACCGGCCCCAUCCCCUCCGACCUCCAGUACCUCGUCAACCUCGCCGUCCUCAACCUCUCCUCCAACCGCCUCACCGGCCAGAUCCCCCCUCAGCUCACAUUGUGCGCUUACCUCAACGUCAUCGACCUUCACGAAAACUUGCUCUCCGGCCCUAUUCCUCAGCAACUCGGUCUUCUCGUUCGCCUCUCCGCUUUCGAUGUUUCCAAUAACCGCCUCUCCGGUCCCAUACCCUCCUCGCUUGCGAACCGGAGUAGCAAUUUGCCGAGAUUCAAUGCCAGCUCCUUUCAAGAAAACAAGGACCUCUAUGGCUACCCUUUGCCGCCUUUCAAGAACAAAGGGUUGUCGGUGAUGGCCAUUGUUGGGAUCGGAUUGGGCAGUGGAUUCGCUAGCCUGGUGCUCAGUUUUACAGGGGUGUGUAUAUGGCUCAAAGUUACUGAGCGCAAGAUUGCUCUCGAGGAAGGCAAAAUUAGUCAGCUUAUGCCUGAUUAUUGAGCUCCCUAAAACCCUCCAACUUCUUUCGAGGUGUAUUUUGGAUGAUUGAGCUCAAUCAGAUUGAGAUUUUCAGGUAUGUUUUUUUUAUAUAUAAAUAUAUAUAUCUAUAUAUAUAAGGUUUGGGCUACUCCUUUUGUAUUUCUCUUCUAAUGGGUUUUUUCCUUUUUC